This is a messenger RNA of Ctenocephalides felis (cat flea), 513 nucleotides long. Its product is annotated as ankyrin repeat domain-containing protein 39-like. The transcript is spliced from 3 exons. Lineage: Eukaryota; Metazoa; Arthropoda; Insecta; Siphonaptera; Pulicidae. The record is from RefSeq and is a predicted model, not a curated record. Gene Ontology annotation, molecular function: protein binding. The coding region runs from base 1 to 501 and encodes 166 amino acids.
AUGUUGCUACAAGCAACAACCGCCGCACAAUCAUUGGAUGAAAUGGAUUUUGAACGUGGUAUAUGGAAUGCUGCAUUGUAUAAUGAUUUGGAUCGAGUAAAAGUGCUGUUAAGACAUACCUCGCCAAACAUAAUAGAUAAGUCAGGUUAUACAGCACUGCAUUACGCAGCUCGGAGUGGUCAUUUACUUGUCUGCCAAAUUCUUUUAAGUAAUGGUGCUGAUGUAGAUGCUAAAACAAAAGCUGGAGGAGUGACACCUUUAAUGAGGGCUGUUACAGCCGGGCAUGAAGACGUAGUUAAAAUGUUAAUUGACCAUGGAGCAGAUCUUUCAAUUAUGGACAAUGAUGGUAACAAUUCUAUUCAUAGAGCUGUGCUGAGUGGCCAAAUUUCUAUUGCUACAAUUUUGUUGCAUAAAAGACCAGACCUCCAAAACAUGAAAAAUGGGAAAAAUUUAUCACUAACAGAGAUUGCUCUUAAUAAAGGAAUAAUUUUACCUUCUUGAAAAAAGAAAACG